UCUGCUUUAACGAUGGGCCGCCGUCCUGCUCGUUGCUAUAGAUAUUGCAAGAACAAACCAUAUCCAAAAUCACGCUUCUGCCGAGGUGUCCCUGAUGCAAAGAUACGAAUCUUCGAUUUAGGUCGAAAAAAGGCAAAAGUAGAUGAGUUCCCACUCUGUGGCCACAUGGUGUCUGAUGAAUAUGAACAACUAUCUUCUGAAGCUUUGGAAGCUGCGCGAAUCUGUGCAAACAAAUAUAUGGUGAAGAGUUGUGGCAAAGAUGGCUUCCACAUUCGUGUUCGACUGCACCCUUUCCAUGUUAUUCGAAUCAACAAAAUGUUGUCUUGUGCUGGUGCUGAUAGGCUUCAGACAGGCAUGCGGGGUGCCUUUGGUAAACCUCAGGGUACUGUUGCUCGGGUACAUAUAGGACAGGUGAUCAUGUCUAUUCGUACCAAAGUCCAGAACAAGGAACAUGUGAUUGAGGCUUUGCGCAGGGCUAAGUUUAAGUUUCCUGGACGCCAGAAGAUCCAUAUCUCAAAGAAGUGGGGCUUCACCAAGUUUAAUGCUGAUGAAUUUGAGGAGAUGGUAGCUGAGAAAUGUCUCAUUCCUGAUGGCUGUGGGGUCAAGUAUAUCCCCCACCGUGGUGCAUUGGAUAAAUGGCGAGCAUUUCACUCAUUGUAAAGGGAAAGGAUCCAAUGUAUUAGUUAUCCUUGUUUGUCUUCAUCUUAAUUGCAAAUAAAUCUGAGUUGGUUUAGCUAA
Gracilinanus agilis (Agile Gracile Mouse Opossum) is the source of this 738-nucleotide messenger RNA. Its product is annotated as 60S ribosomal protein L10. Lineage: Eukaryota; Metazoa; Chordata; Mammalia; Didelphimorphia; Didelphidae. The transcript is spliced from 6 exons. Gene Ontology annotation, cellular component: ribosome; cytosolic large ribosomal subunit. Gene Ontology annotation, biological process: ribosomal large subunit assembly; translation. The record is from RefSeq and is a predicted model, not a curated record. Gene Ontology annotation, molecular function: structural constituent of ribosome. The coding region runs from base 13 to 660 and encodes 215 amino acids.